Capsicum annuum is the source of this 964-nucleotide messenger RNA. RefSeq names its product VQ motif-containing protein 17. The transcript has a single exon. The record is from RefSeq and is a predicted model, not a curated record. Gene Ontology annotation, cellular component: nucleus. Bases 24 to 527 code for a protein of 167 amino acids. NCBI's taxonomy places the organism in Eukaryota, Viridiplantae, Streptophyta, Magnoliopsida, Solanales, Solanaceae.
UCUCUUCUAUCUUCACCUACAAAAUGAUGUACAACAUAGAAGUUGGUAGUGCAAUGACACAAAAACAAAACCAAAUUUCAAGAACAAGUACUCCAUCAUCAUCAACACCUCUAAAGAUGAUGAACAAGAAUUCACAAAAUAUAUCCAAAAUGAAGCCAAAAAUUAGAAUAAUUCACAUAUUUGCACCUGAGAUCAUCAAGACAGACGUAGCGAAUUUUCGAGAACUUGUUCAAAGACUUACAGGGAAGCCAUCAGAGAUCAACAACAACAACAACAAUAUCAAGAAAAGAUCAAGUAUUAGUAGUAGUAGUACAAAGUUAGUUCCAAGCAAAUUGGAAAUAAUUAGAGGUGGUUAUAAUAAUUGUACAGGAGAAGAACAAGAAGAUAUAUGGAGGAAUGCAAAUAAUUAUGGGGGAGGUUUUUUAGGUGGUUUUCAAGAAUUUGAUGGUUUCAUGCAAGAUUUUAAUCAACUUCCAUUACUCACUAAUGGUCAUUUGGAUGCUUAUGGAGAAACCCCACUUGCUUGAUUAACUACUAAUCGUACUAUUAUUCAAGUCAUACGUGAAUUGCUCAGCACAGAUUUUUCUGAUCGUACUAUUAUUCAAGUGAUACGUGAAUUGCUCAACAAAAGUUUUUCUCAUCGGAUUGAAAUCAAUUCUCCAGACAUAUUUUUGAUCAUGGAUGGUUAAUUAGCUUGAGGGAGGAAUUUAAUUUGAUUUAUUGGUGUUAACUACCCUAAUGAGUAGUAUUUGUUUAAUUUUCAAAUAUUAUUUUUGUUGUUUUAUUGGUUUUUUUUUAGAGUUUAAACUUAAUUAUUUAGUUUCUUGGUUAAGCAAAUUCUUGAUCAUUAUUUCCUUUUUUUUCCUGUCAUUUUAUGAAUCUUUUUCUUUUUGCGUAUGAUAUUGUGGCUCUCUCUAUCUCAAAGUAUUCACUAAUUCGAAACUCAAUUUAAAAGUCAUAAUUA